This is a messenger RNA of Biomphalaria glabrata, 2748 nucleotides long. RefSeq lists its product as uncharacterized. Lineage: Eukaryota; Metazoa; Mollusca; Gastropoda; Planorbidae. The coding region runs from base 221 to 790 and encodes 189 amino acids. The record is from RefSeq and is a predicted model, not a curated record. The transcript is spliced from 6 exons.
CGGUGCAUAGAAGUGUAGAUCUAUAAAUCUAGACGUGCUGGGAAAACAGAACCCCGAAACUGUGCGACUGGUAAACACAGGGCGUGUUGGCUCGACAGUAUUGAUUACACAAUCCCUGUAAGAUCUACACCGUGGGAUUAGUGGAGCUCUUUAUUGAAUCGUCACUCAACUGUAACGAAGUAGAAAGUGUUUACUUGACCCAAAUCGACAUUUCCAGGUCAUGGACAAGUUGGCCGUCGUCUUGUUCGUCUACACCAUGUCUUUCUCUGCGACAGCAGAUCUGAAUUUAGACUGGGAGAAACUUGAAGCUGAAAUAAUUGACCGAUAUCCUGGAUUCUUUUACACAAAGGAUGAAAUCAAUGUCGUUAGAAAUUAUGAAAAAAGAAGAAGAAAUGAAACUGUUGAUUUCCAUGGAUGCUGCAACUCCACCUCCAAGACAGUCAGCUACAAGACAUUGCCGGAUCUCAAUGAGAAAAAUGUCACUCUGGUGACUUUUCAAGGCAGGAAGCAGUAUUUUCCUUCGGAAACUUGCAGAUCCUUGCCGAACUGUAACACGUGUCCCUGCGGAUGCAGGAUGGUGUCCCGACCCUUCACAGCCUUAAUAGUUAACCCAGAGUAUCCCACAAAGAGCAGCAAUCCAGUUGUCCUAGACUUUGUGAUGGCCCCAACAUUCUGUCGAUGUUUCAACAAUGCAGCUUUACCAGAGACACAAGAAAGCUACUGCGGGAGUGGAGAUAAUAAAAAUAGUAGGCCUACCGGUACUCUAUCAUCCCAGGGCUCUGAGCUCUGAACUGUAGGACGUUUAGAGUUCUUGGGAAAGAGACUUGUUGUUGCGUUGUACGACCAGCAACGACUCAAAACAGCUUCACUCGUUCCCGAUAGGGCUACGAGUCACCUACAUACCUAAGAUACGACAUGUAAACAGCUUCACUCGUUGCAGAUAGGGUUACCAGACCCCUACAUGCUUAAAGAAGGUCAAAAAAGGAGGGCAUAGCCCUUACAAAGGACAAUAAAAGAGAUGACGACUUAAAAAAAAAACUGGAUUUAUUCUUCUUUGAUUAAACAUAUAUUAAAUCAUAGGAUGUAAUGUAGGCCUAUCAUUAUUACGUAUAUUUCUCAUAAGAAAGGACUUUUCAUUGUUCGCGCUAACAAUCGCGUGAAACUCUAUGCUUGACAUUUUCUUUAAACUGUACUUCUUGAGAACACCUCUCACUGAGACAAUGCAUUGUUAAAUUCUCACUUUGUAUAUUAUUGAUUUGGUUAAAAUGUUUUUAUUGUAAGUUGUACACCACCUUCCAUGCCUUCAUUUCGGAUUUUUGUUUUGUUUUAUGCUAGAACAACGGAUCCGCUAAAAUCUUCAUUGCAACUGAAGAUCUAUUUAAUCAAGGAAAACACAACGUCACUUCCUUUAGUUUAUACACCGGAUAAAAUAAAACGCUAGUUAUUUAUGGUUUAUCUGUUUAUCUAUAAAAAAAAAAUCUCCAAUGGAGAAAAUGUAUAUAGAGUUGAAUGAUUAUAUGUACUUAUGGCCUCAAUUUUCAUUAGGCCUAGAUCUACUAGGAUUUUCAAACAGGUUUUCUGCGCCAAGUUUUUUACAAAUGUCUUUUUGUCUGCUGGUCAGCGCAGAAUCAAAUUUAAAGCUCUUAGAUCGUAGCACAAGAUCAUUUUAUUUUAUUUACAAUAGAUCUUUCAUUAAAGUGUCGAUGACAUUAUUUUUCCUUUUUAAAAAUCAUCUUCUCCUACGAUUCAAGAGUUCAUUAGGCUACGUUGCGCCCCACAUUUCUCUAUAUUUCUUUCCUUUUCUCUUUAAAUGUCUUUUUAUUGCACAUCAUAAUCAUAAUGACUAAAGAUUUUAUACUCAUGUGAGCUUGCGCUCCCAGAGCUAGUUUUAUAGGCAAUUUUAGCUAGUUUUAUAUGUAUUUUUGUUGUAUAGGUUAGAUGUUUUUAUAUAUUUUAUUUUUAUAGCUUAGUGUCAGAUUUUAUAUUUGUACUUCCGCAUAUUUAUAUAGGUUAGUGCGGGAUAAGUAUAAAAGUGAUGUACUACAUGCUGUCUUAAAACAGUUGAGUGUACAUUUGACCAGUGGUCAGUACCAUAUCUGUCUGUGUGACAGCUGAAGAUCUUUGUGGUCUGUCGUCUAAUUAUUUUAUUAUUCUGUACCUGGGACGGCCUGUAAGUUUGCUAUUACUACUGCUUUUAACUGCUGUUUUAUCUUCUUCUUCUUCUUAUCUUAUAUAAUACAGACGUUACUUCAAAAAAGAAGAUGUUUUAAACUGCUAUAGAUGCUAUUGUUAUUGCUGCCUUGCUAUAAUUGCUGCUGUAGAGUUAGGGAAUCUUGGUGAAUCUAGUGUUAGUUUGUUUCUGUAGUGUUGCCUUAGGUUAGUUAAGCUUAGUGGCUUAGUUAUAGUACUUAUAGUCUAUUUCUGUUCUUAGUGAAUAGUAAGGUACUACUAAGGUGUUAUUGUUUUAUGUUAAUGUUAUGGUUGUAGUACUAGGGUAUCGUAGGUCUAGACUACUUUAUUGUAGUGUGUUUGUGUAGAUCUAGGUCUAGUGUGGUAGUUGUAGUUCUCUUUAGUUAGAUAAGUUGCUUUGAUCAGUUUGUGUUAGAUAGUUGGUUAGUUUGUUGGUGUUAGUAGUGUCGUAGAUUUAGAGGGUUAGUAGGCUAUUAGUUGUUUUCAUUGUAGUGUAUAUAUUAUAUUUAACUAUUGAUUUAUUUUUAUGUAAAUAAAGUAUCUUUUUGUUUUAUUUAA